Messenger RNA from Paramuricea clavata, 243 nucleotides. The record is from the annotation of a GenBank genome assembly. Lineage: Eukaryota; Metazoa; Cnidaria; Anthozoa; Malacalcyonacea; Plexauridae.
AUGGAAGAACAAGGAUUAUCCGUCGAAGAAUUUCCCGACGGUCGAAUAAAGAUCGGAUUCACGAAAGGAAUAAAAUCUUUAAAUUCAUGGCAACUCUCAGGCCGGUUAAUGCCUGAAGGUGUUAUAGAUUCCUUGAAAAAAUUAGAUUCCACUAUACGGGGCGAUCCCAAAAAUUUCUGGGAGAAGUUGGAUGCGUUCGAAGAUGAACUGGAGGAUCUUUUAAAAAAUUAUAGCGAUGCGGAU